GCUGCAGCAACAGGCCGUAUGGGUACAGAGCCUGCGGCAUGAGCACGGUCGCCGUACGGAGGACCGCACCUGCUACGAACUCGGCAAGAAUCGAGGCAGCAAAAAGGCAGCUUGACGGCGCGGCUGCCAGCACGUGGUAAGCUUCGCCCAAGUCGUUGACGCGGUGGUCCUUCGCGCUAGUCUCGAGACGGAGCCAUCACCACCGAAUCACCAGUAUGAGCGGCCGUCGUGGAUCACAGCGCCUUUCGCUUGCCGGAAACACCAGUGUCAGAGGUAAUGGCAGCGGGAGCGGGGCAGUGCUGUCGCGCGAAGCCGAUGUCAUCGCCAUCGAGGACUCGGACUCGGACACCCAACCCGGGCCGGCGAAGGACGAUGAUGAGAAUGAGGAGCAGAGGGAGGAGAUGGAGCUGGCUCGGACGCUGGAAGAUGCCCGUGCUGGACAAAAAAGUACGAAAGACGGUGCAAACACUGGCACUGAUGGGAACAGAAGACCGGUGUCUGUCAGUCCCACCAAGCGACAGCCGCGUCCGAGCUCGCAGCGCCAAAGUCAGCGACAACAACGGCGGCGUGAGCAGGAGAAGGAGCAGGAGCAGGAGCAGCAACAAAGAAAACAAGAGGAAUGGCAGCAAGGAGAGGAAGAACGAAAGCAAGAGCAAGAGCAGCAACGCAGGCUCUCCAGAUCCCGAUCCUCGACUCCUUAUCAAGAGCCUCACCGAAUAUCCCGCUCGCCAUCUCCACUUCGCAGCUGCCAUGAAGAGGAACAGGUGCGGACGGGGAGACAGGCCAUCAGCGGAGAGCAGAGGUACGAGCCUGAGCUCGGGAGCGAGCAAAAACAGGAACCGAAUCGAGUGCAGGUUAAGCGACAGAGCUAUGCCACGUUUAAGACUGCGCGAAGCGAAAAGGAUGAUGUUAAUCAAGAGGAACGGCAACAACAGGAUCAAGGUGUGAACAUGGAAGAUGCAGCCGACGACGGUUCACGUCGGGUAAAUGAAGUGGGCGAGACUUCAGAAGAGGAAGGCGACGAUGAAGAUGACGAUGACGACGAAGGUCAACAGAGUGUCUCACAAGAAGCCGAGUACGAAGCCACAGAUAGCCAGGCGGCUGAAGAGGGGAAGGACGAAGAAGCAGAAGAAGAGGAAGAAGAAGAAGAAGACGAAGAAGAAGAAGAAGAAGAAGAAGAAGAAGAAGAAGAAGAAGAAGAAGAAGAAGAUGACGAUGAUGAAGAGGAAGAAGAAGACGAGGAGGAUGACGAUGUCGAUGACGAAGAGGACGACGACGAAGAGAAUGAAAAUGGUUCUGAGAGCGAGACGGAAGGUGCAACACGAGACGUACAUGCCGACAGGGAUGUGUCCAUGGCAGAUGCUACUACUGCUACAGCUGAAGCAGCAGAGGCGCACACAGAGCCCCUGGGCGCAGUUGCCGGCGCGGAGGCAGACGUCGAAAUGCAGGGCGCGUCACAAGCUCUCAAGGUCAAGAGUCCAUCUCAUGCCCUGUUUUGUACAAAGGGCAAGGCUCACGCAGAUGGCAACGUAAACUCUGGUUCUUCUACUACCAGCAAUUUAGCUUUGACCGCUACUGAAGGCGACGCUGUUGCCGGUGGUUCACAAAAAGAAGGUACCACCAGCGGCACAGGUGCAGGGGAAGAAAAACCCAAACCCCGCAAACGACGACGGCGCUCGCUAUCCAUCGACGUUUCCUUGCCUCCUCCAGCACCACCGCGGCCUACGAUACGUCUCCGGCUGGCAUUUGACAAAAGCAAGGAGGAGUACCUGAUGGACAUGCCGCCGCUCAUGGUCGCCAGUCUCAAGGCCAAAGAUGCCAAGGAGGACCCCGCUGGCUGGGCGAGCUGGUUCGAGGAACACGUGCUGGGAGGGAAUCGAACCGCUGCCAAUGCUGCCGCAGCUGCUCUGGAUGCCAGGUCGAAUGUCAAUCAAUCCAAUCUUGUGAGCGCGAGUGCUGCGGGUGCAGAUCCAAACGCUCUACCGGGAAUGGAAGACCUCGGCGGGCUGGCGCGGCUGCUGGAGAAGUACAAGUAUGGCGCCGAAGUUGCAGGCUAUGGCAACGGCCAUGCCGGCAGUGAAACUGGCUCCGGCAGCGGCAAGCGCAAGAAGAAGCGCAAGAAAGGUACAGGCUUCGGCGCCGGCGCGGGAGGCGGCGGCGGAGACGACGACUGGGACGUCGGCGCGUACGACGUCAAAGAUCCCUUUGUUGACGACUCCGAGCUUGUCAUUGACGAGCCGACGCACUUCGUCCUUGCACGCGCACGCGGCGAUGCUUUCUUCGUCACGAGCGGGCCAGUUGAGCUCGAGAAGCUCAAGGCGAAGGCGAAGGAUGGCAAAAAGAAGAAUGCAGGUGGCUCGGGUGCUGCCAUCUCCGGCAGUGGCGGGGUCGGUAGCACCGGUGCCCCUGUGGGCGCGACCUCUGGCGCAGGCGCCGACGGUGCGGUGGGGGGAGCCGGCGCCAUCCCACAGUCAAAACCUCUGGCCAUCCGCGAUAUGAAGACGGGGUUCACGGGCGUGACGAACAUGCUUCUUGCGCAGCGUGCACAGCAUACGGGUAUCACCACCACUUCCAUCACGGACGAGCCGACCGUGAAGAACAAUGCCAACGCCACCGUCAAUGCUGCUGCGUCAUCCAGUGGCGACACGCCGGCUCCAGUUGGCGGAGCUGGGACGGGCGCAGCACCGGAAGGAUCGACCAGAACAAUUGCCCCUCCGCAGAAUGUUGCAUCGCUCUUGCACAUUGACUCGUUCCUGAAUAGUGGCAACGAUGCCACGCCUGGCUCAUCAGCAGUUUCGGUGCCGAGCUCAGCUGCCGCGGUGGCGAAACCUCAGCCCUCGGCCAUGACCAACACGCAAGGGGAAGCCACAGCGUCCCCCACGAGUCCCAGCAAAGCGUCCGUCACGGGCAGUCUGGACGGCCUGCGCAAGAGGUCGUACAACGCGAAGCCUGUCCACCCGCUACUACAAGCUGCUUUCGAUGAACUCAAGGUGCUUGUGUCGAGGGAGAGCUUUGCGGUCAAGAGCAAGUUCCCGCCGAACCUCAAGCCGCCGCUCGUCAAGACUGCGAGGCUUGCCGUCGAGCUCGGAGAAUACAAUGAGAAUUUUUUCGAUCACUUGCCAGACAUCUUUCCAUACAAUCGAUUCACUAUGCGUAAACUGACCAAACGAGAAUUUUUCAAUGAGCACCUCCGCUUCUUCACCACUUUUCAGAAUGAGCAUCUCGAGUCGCUGCGUGCACUCAUCAACGAGGAUUUUCCUGCUCAAAAGGCAGAAUAUGACCAAGCACUGAAAGCGUGGCACGAGCGCGGCGAGCCGGAAAAAUGCGGGACACUGUCGCCAGGUGUUGCGCCGGCUGCUGAUCUUGCUUCUGCUUGUGUUGUCGCCGUUGAUGGAUCCAGCAUGCCUGUCGGAAGGCAGGGAGGCGAGGUUGUUGAAGCGGACGGCAGCAGCGCUGCUGGAGCGGGAGGCGACAAGCCGCCUUUCGAUGAGAAUGCGGAGCCGCAAAAGAAGUGGAAAUUUUCAGAGGAGCAGAAGGAGGAGAUCUUUACGCUCGUCACGAUUGAGAAUGCAGCCAGCGAGCUGAAAAAUGAGAAGUUCGAGCUUGAAAAGUCAACGGAGACAUGCAGCGAGAUCCAAGGCCGCAAGAACAUCUACAAGCGCAUGUCCGACUUAUGGCCCGAGACGGGCUGGAUGACAUCAACAAUCAUUUCCACACAAUAUGCCGCGGCAAGGAAGAAGCAUGAUCGACAGCUUGCUUUGGUAGCAGAGUAGGAUAGGCACGUAUGUAUGCAUGUCUUGGACUUCGAUGUACCAUCGUGAGACCACGAUGCAGUCAGAUGUUAUGGACUCUCCCGGGUGGUUUUCGACGAAUGGCAUUCGACCGCGGGGGUGAAAUAAAUGCCGUUGCACA
This is a messenger RNA of Tilletiaria anomala UBC 951, 3912 nucleotides long. RefSeq lists its product as uncharacterized. The record is from RefSeq and is a predicted model, not a curated record. Lineage: Eukaryota; Fungi; Basidiomycota; Exobasidiomycetes; Georgefischeriales; Tilletiariaceae. The coding region runs from base 216 to 3773 and encodes 1185 amino acids. The transcript is spliced from 4 exons.